AUGCAUCAGCUGAGAGACCAAGUGAAUAUGGAAGUGAAUCCAAUUAUUGUACGAAGCAUUCUUCUCGCAUUUAUUAUAGGAAUUGCUUGCUUUGCCACUUUAUAUUUGACUUAUCUGCUCCUCAUAAUUAAAAUAUGGCGUCUCCACCUAGCAUAGCCUCCUGCAGCGCAGCUUCCGAGCACAUAUUUUAAUUAUAUCCGGCAAGGUUUACCAUUAUAGAAAUGGGGCAACAAUGCCAGGUAAGCAAUUCUGCAGGACAGAGCCUAGCCCAUGCUCAACGACUGGAAUGGAUUUUACUUCGUGGGGAAGGAAGACGCGGAGGUUGGAAAGGGGAAGCCCAGCCAAGUCCUUAGGACCAAUCGGGCAACUCCCUAGCGUGAAACUGGGCGUUACGACCAAGGCCAUGUGUUCUCCCUUUUUGCUGAGAGUCGGCCAGAAAAUCCAUUUUUUGGAUUUUCCGAACAGGCAACUCACUUCCUCAAAGAAGUCGUUGACGUCAUCUGGAGGUGCGUGGUGCGCUGGGCGGUCGUACCGGGAGGCUGUGCUUUCAGAUUCCUAAGCGUCAAGAGGUGGCGGUGGGCCCCGGAAUGCCUACCCAGUGGGGGACGUUAAACGUGAUAUUAAUUUAAGUAAGACUUAUCUGCUCCUCCUCGACUAUCUUGAAGUUGUAUUUCUCACUCCCCCCCCUCCGUGAGUGAACAAAGCCAUUAGAAAAAUCGUUAUUUUUUGCCCAAAAACCCACACUCCGUGAGUGAACAAAAAUUGUUUUAAUAGUUUUAUUGAAAAAAAUUUAGAUAUAUAAAUGCUAAUUAGUAUAAUGAAAUCUAGAGCUAAUUCUGUUUAAUUUUAAACAAAUUGCUUUUUAAAACAUAAAUUUUAUAAAUUAAAUUAAUAUUUGCUUUCCAAUUUUUGCGAAAAUAGGAUUUUUUUAAAUUUCGAAAAAAAAUAUUUUUUAUAAAAUUUAUAUAUAAAUUUUUAAAAAAAAAAAAAUUAACCCCCCCCUGUGAGUGAACAAAAUUUUUUUGUUCACUCUCGGGGGGGGGGGGAGUCAGCAUUUUCUUCAGCAUCUCAAUCAGGCCAAUCAAAGACAACAUCUUGAUUUAUUUUUUAAGGCAUAAAACCGAAAAGCCUUACUUUUCAAUGGUAAAAGAAUCGCUUCUUUUCCAUCUAUUUUACCUUGUGAAAUCUACAAAAAACAUUUCAGCGAAAUCUGUAACAAGUAUAGGGCAGACAACUUUGAUUGUAUUCCUCUCUGCAGCCUAUUUAAUUGUUUUUAAGCUCAGAUUCAAGCUAUUUUGAUCAAUAUCUAUUAUCAUAGUUUUGCUGGAUUUUACUUUGAGACUUUUAUAUGACAUUUAUAACAUUAUAAGACAUAAAACCUGAAUUGAAAUCCCUUCAGGGUUAUUUAUUACCUUUGUUACUAUAGGCACGAUUAUAGGAGUUAUAAUGGUGCUUAUUAUAUUGCAUACAUUGGCAAUUGGCUACACCGUGCUAGAAUUCAAGGACCAAGGUAAAGCGUUGAUUGACCAGUUUUCAGCCACGCUAAGCUCAAAGCAAGCACAAGAUUUAGUUGAUAAAGUUUAUGACGUUGCUAAACAAAGCAACUUAAUUGAGCUGACCAAAUUUGAAUUUAUUGAUUUUUCCAAUAAAGAUUAUCAAGCUUGCUCUGCAUACAUUGAUGAUCUGGACAGUAUCCCAUUCAUUGGAAAACUCUUAUCACCAUAUGUGAAAACCAUAGACUUCUGGCUUGACUAUGCGAAUCUCUCCUCCUACCAAAUUUUGAAUUUCUAUUACAUUUAUAGCGACUUGAUCCAUGAGUUUCUUUUGGAUGCCACAGUUUUGACUGGGAAUACUCUUUUUACCUCUGUUUCUUUGGUUACAUCAUCUAUUACAUCAACUCUUUCAACCGUCAUCUUAUUUUUCACAUUAGUAAUCCUCCUUAUGAAUGACAAAAAAAGCUUACUUGAACGUAUUUUUGCAGCUCUUCCUAUGAAUGCUUCAAUGGAAUACCCUCUUAUCACAAGCAUAAAUAUGACUGUAAUUGGUUUAUUUAAAUCUUUAUGGUUAUGCGCAGCGCAGCAUUAUGCUAUCACAUGAAUCCUUUAUGAUUUUCUUGACAUCGAAAUGAAGUACACAGUUUCUGCCAUCACAGCCUUCGUAGCACUGUUUCCAGUUCUAUAUUCCUGGUAUUUCAAUAUCCCAACAAUAAUUUGGCUCUGCUUUAAUAUGAAUUUUGGCAAAGCCAUCGCUGUAUUUGUGGUUGAAUUUUCGCUUGACAUACUAGAUGCUCACAUAUAUGCAGAAAACAUGAAAGGAGCUAAUCCUAAUAUCGUGGCUUUGGCCAUGUUUUUGGGGAUUUAUCAGUUUGGGCUGCUUGGGAUUUUAUACGGACCACUAAUUGCUUCAGCAGUAAUCAUUAUCUUGAACCAUGGAUCCAUACCUAAAUAA
This is a messenger RNA of Blepharisma stoltei, 2448 nucleotides long. Lineage: Eukaryota; Ciliophora; Heterotrichea; Heterotrichida; Blepharismidae. The record is from the annotation of a GenBank genome assembly.